Messenger RNA from Ambispora leptoticha, 840 nucleotides. The record is from the annotation of a GenBank genome assembly. NCBI's taxonomy places the organism in Eukaryota, Fungi, Glomeromycota, Glomeromycetes, Archaeosporales, Ambisporaceae.
AUGGAUUUUUCAACAACAACUGAGGUACUGUUCCCGUCGUCGCCAGCGUCACCGACUACUCCUACGACACCACAAUCCUCGUCGCAAUUUUCAUCAAUGUUGCAGCCACCUUCACCAAAUCCUGUAAAGAUGAGCAGUAAUACCAUGGUAGUGGAUAAGCAAUAUCAACAUCUUAUUGCGUGGAAUUAUACCGCCGAAAAUCAAAUUUGGGAGUUCUCUCAUCCAAAAUUUUUACGUGGCCGCCCGGACCUCCUAGAUGACAUCAAACGCAAAGCGAUGGAAUCAGAAACACUGCGUCGCGAGACGGGCGAUCUUCACGCACAUUUGGCGAUGAUGCAAGUAGCGCAGACAGAUUUAUUGCAACAGAUUGCACAGUUACAAGAAAAUUUUGCAGAAGUGAUGCGAGAAUUACGAGAGACAAAACACAAGCAAACGUUGCAGCAGCAAUGGAUAAAGAAUAUGUGGGAGGUGAUACAGUCACAAAAUUCGUCGUCACAAAGCGGCGCGAAUGGCGGCCAAAGCCCAACUCACCGUCUGAAUAUCACGCUUCCACCGAACCCGUACUUGGGUGGAAACAAUUCACUGAUAAACCAGCAGCCACCGUUGUCACCAAAUUCAUUAAGUUCUUAUAAUACUGCGGUAAAUACACCUUUGCCCCCAAGUCCAUCACCAGGAUCACCGCUAGGAAAUAUAGUUUCAGAUGAUGAUAUGGAUGGUAGUAUUUAUAGCCGUGCGGGAUCGGAGUAUGGUGCCUCACGAAACCAAUCCUUGAAUUUCGGUACGAGCCUACGGGAUGAAUAUCAACAAGACGAAGAAAAAAGAGAACCAGGAUGGCGGUGA